UCGGAUGAGAUCGUCGGCGGCAGAGGAGGAGCAGAGGAAGGCGGGCGGCGGAGAAGAGGAUCGGUGAGCGGAGGGCGGGAUGGGCGGGAGGUGGGAGAGGAUGGACGGGACGGCAGCUCACGCCCACGGCGGCUCCCGCGGUGGCUCCGGCUGUCCCACGGCGGCUCCCGCGGCGGGGGCGAGUGGUGGAGGUGGAGUGGCGGCGGCCAAGCUACGGCGGGGCUGCUCCGGCGGCAGGGGAGGCUCCCGACGAGCCGCGGCUGGGGAGGAGGAGGAGGCCGUGCGGCUGGGGAGGCUCCCGGCGACCCGCGGCCGCUUCCCGUGGCUCCGGCGGCGCGAGGAGGCGGUGAAGGGCGCGACGGCGGGAGGCGAACGACGCGGCUGCGGGAGGAGGAGGUCAUGCGGGAGAAGGAGGAGGUCGUGCGAGUGGGCGGUUUCCUUUCUUUUUUACUGCAGGACAUUGAUAGACUGUGGCUUAUUCCGUGGUUGA
Molecule: messenger RNA, 490 nt
Organism: Triticum urartu
Lineage: Eukaryota; Viridiplantae; Streptophyta; Magnoliopsida; Poales; Poaceae
Source: RefSeq, a predicted model, not a curated record